Molecule: messenger RNA, 2900 nt
Organism: Onychomys torridus (southern grasshopper mouse)
Lineage: Eukaryota; Metazoa; Chordata; Mammalia; Rodentia; Cricetidae
Gene: Memo1
Product: mediator of cell motility 1
Exons: 9
Coding region: 376-1269 (297 amino acids)
Source: RefSeq, a predicted model, not a curated record
AGGCCGCGCGCGGCGGGGCGGGCCGGGGGCGGCUCGCGGAAGCAGCCCGGUCAGGGCAGCACCGGUGGCUGCGGCGGCGCGGCGGCGGCGACUCGGGGGCCGGGCGGCUCGGGUGAAGCCGCCGUGGGCCUUAUCUUCCGGCGGCCGGCCGAGUUUGUAGUGAUCGUUCCCGCCGCCCGCCCCGGCUGCCAUCUCCUCCUCUUCCUCCUCCUCCUCCUCCUCCUCCUCCUGGGCCGGGCCGGUCCCCUCCCCGCGGCCGCCUCCUCCUGGGCUGGGCCCGCGGCGUCUCGUCCCCUCGCGGAGCCGCCGCCGCCGCUGCCGCCGCCGCCUCCUCCUCAUUCAUCCUCGUGCACCAUAGGCGGCACAGGCACCAAGAUGUCCAACCGAGUGGUCUGCCGGGAAGCCAGCCACGCCGGGAGCUGGUACACCGCCUCAGGACCUCAGCUGAAUGCCCAGCUAGAAGGUUGGCUUUCACAAGUACAGUCUACGAAAAGACCUGCUAGAGCCAUUAUCGCACCCCAUGCAGGAUACACGUACUGUGGCUCUUGUGCUGCCCAUGCUUACAAACAAGUGGAUCCAUCGAUUACCCGGAGAAUUUUCAUCCUUGGGCCUUCCCAUCAUGUGCCCCUGUCUCGAUGUGCACUCUCCAGUGUGGAUAUAUAUAGGACUCCUCUGUAUGAUCUUCGUAUUGACCAAAAGAUUUAUGGAGAGCUAUGGAAGACAGGAAUGUUUGAACGCAUGUCUCUGCAGACAGAUGAAGAUGAACACAGUAUUGAAAUGCAUUUGCCUUAUACAGCUAAAGCCAUGGAAAGCCAUAAAGAUGAGUUUACCAUUAUUCCUGUACUGGUUGGAGCUCUGAGUGAGUCAAAAGAACAGGAAUUCGGAAAACUCUUCAGUAAAUAUCUAGCGGAUCCUAGUAAUCUCUUUGUGGUCUCCUCUGAUUUCUGCCACUGGGGUCAAAGGUUCCGUUACAGUUACUAUGAUGAAUCCCAGGGGGAGAUUUAUAGAUCCAUUGAACAUCUAGAUAAAAUGGGUAUGAGUAUUAUAGAACAAUUAGAUCCUGUAUCUUUUAGCAAUUAUUUGAAGAAAUAUCAUAAUACUAUAUGUGGAAGACAUCCCAUUGGGGUGUUAUUAAAUGCUAUCACAGAGCUCCAGAAGAAUGGAAUGAAUAUGAGCUUUUCCUUUUUGAAUUAUGCCCAGUCGAGCCAGUGUAGAAGCUGGCAAGAUAGUUCAGUGAGUUAUGCAGCUGGAGCACUCACGGUCCACUGAAGCUCCGACCCUCAGGGACGCCACCUGCACAGACUCAUACUCUGUCCGGGGUCCAGCCUAGCCUUUACCACGGUGUUGGUUCUGGUGUGGGGGGAUUCUGCAACCUCAGACUAACAGAACUCUCUUCUCUUCUUUUCUAGUAGGUGUAGUCCUCCUUAAUUUCAACUCAUUUAAAAAAUGCUUUAUAGUUUGGGGCUGUGGAAGGAAGGCUGGAAUCAAAAUAUUUUGAUUAAAAAAAGAUGUCAUUGUAAAGGCCCAGUUGGCACACAGUUUUUGCAAAUGACUUGUAAAGCAUUUAGCAUAUCCGAAAUUUGCACUCUUUACAGACUCAUGCACACAGAUUCCGCUUUCAGAAUAGUUUUGCAGAUUGUACACAGACAAAAAAGGGUGGAAGCUUUUUAAUAAAGGAACUUGCAUUUAUAAUGAUCUGUAUUAGAAUAUAAGAAAUCUCCAGUUAUAGACAAUUACUACCCAUGUUGUACAACAGAUACCUUCUAUUUUAGUUGCUAAUAAAGGGCUACACAACUCAAAAUAGUCUGAUUUAAACUUAUUGCUUUGUGGUAUAAAUGGAAAUUUGAUUUUUAUUAAUUCCAUCUCAGAAUUUUUGUUGAAAUGGCUAGCCUCAGCUCCUAUGUAAGAAUGUUGGAAUAUAUUUUAUUUUUACAUUCAUGUGAUUUUUCUUAAAUCACAAAAAUCAUAGUCAUAUAAUUUUAAAGUUAACUUUCAAAAUUAGUCAUUUGCUUUUUUGUGUGUGACAUACCCUCAUGUCAUUAUUAUAUUGUAGUAGAAUAUAAAUUCAAGGAUGCUUUUAAAAACAAAUAGAUUUAGUUCUUUCCUUCAAAUACUGUGUUUGAUAGUCUGCAAAUGAAGAAACAUUGAAGAGUGUUAUUAGUAUGUUUCAAGUCAUUGCAGACCACACACCACUAUGUGUUUUUUUACUGCUUAAAGCAAUUUGACUCUUUUACUUGAAUUUUUAGCAAGAAAUCAUUGACAAUAACAGUAACAAGGCCUACUGGACUUGUGAUAGUCCUGCAAAUUUGGUUUUUUUUUGGGGGGGCAUGAUUUUUGGUGCGGCUCUUCCAACUAAAAUAAUGGUAUGGUGUUGUAUUAAUUUAUCAUAGAUUUAUUCUAGUCAUUUUGACAAAAAAACGUGUAAUUCAUUAAGCCAUCAUGCAUGUUCUUCAUUAUACCUAUUUUAAUAUAACACUGGGUGUCUAUAUCACAUUGGAGAGUAUUUAUAUCUUCAGUGUUAUACCCAAGUAGCACAAUUUUUAGAUGCCUUGCACCAAUUUUCUUUGGAAAUUUGCAUUUCUUAUUUAUUAAAUAUCAAUUUUAUAUACUCAAGAAUAAGAAAAAUAAUACUACCUUUUAGAUUCAAAAUUAUCUACUUAUACAUGUAGGGAUUAUACUCUUAUACAUCAGUGAUUUAUUUUCCAUUAUUUAGAUAUGCUUUUGAGUACUAAUAAAUAUUUAUCCUUUGUUUAAUACAGAUUAUAAAAUUUUCUGAAUUGACAAUAGUGAAUUUUUAAAAUGUUUUCUGAGUAUAAAAUUUGAAAAUACUGAAAAUUCAGAAGAAAAAAGAUUAUCUACUGUCUCACUACCCAGAGAUACACUGUUAAUGUUUUUCUGUA